AUGAUUUUAUCAAGGGUCUACAAUACAUCUCAGUAUCUUCACGGUAUGGCUGACCCGCCCUCCGCCAAUGCUAGUGCUGCAUCCAUUGCUGGCCUUGCGGACGUCAGCUGUCGUCUCGCAGGCUUGGUCUAUAACUCUUCUCAGGCGUUCAAGGAGGCACCCCGGAGCAUCAAGAGUCUUUCGGAGGAACUCGAACAGCUUCACAGUCUACUCCAGGAAAAAGAAUCAAGUACACUGAAAGAUGCUGCAAAACGUAUUAAGCGCGUUAUGGAACUGCAAGAAAUCGAUACACACUGUCAGGCUGUCGAUGGAAUGGGGCAGCGCAUUGUUGUCGCAAUCUCAGUAGUCGGACGCAGGGAGGAACAGAGGGUCUUACAAACCCAAGUAACAGGCGCACGGGACGUUCUCCAAGCCUCCCUCACGGAGAUCAGGGGCCUGGUCUCUACCGAGCUGAGUAUCGUUCGAAAUGGCAUCGAGCAAUUUGCUUCCAAGGUGACUCUGGGCCAAGAUGAGAUACAAACGAGCUCGCGCUCCGGCGGACUGAGAACAAUACGAAACGAGGUCCAGGUCGUCAGUCUCCUCACACGCAGAGCUCAGCGGCAGAGCAGUCAGCACCAACGUAGAUUUAAUCAGGGCAUCAAUCAGUUGGAAUCGACGCUGUCACAACUUUCAUCAUUACCGAUGGAGCCCCAUAUUAACCAUUCGGAGUCCGCCUUGGCACAGCAUCCCCGCCUUGACUCGCUAACGCUCUCGUUGGUGCUAAUGAGGUCAAGCCUUUGUUCUGCGGUUUCCCAGCUCCAUUCAGCGGUUCCUGCGAAAGGUUCCGAAGAAGCAGUGAAGUUCUUGCUAGACGAGUUUGGACGAUGGGUCGCUUUUGGCCAUGACGCUUUGGCAUUUCGCAAUCGUCAAAGCCUCGAAAAUUCCGACGGCGACAAUGGACGACUGCCAGGGUUGAAAACUCGUACCUCGGCAUUGCGCAAUUACUCUCUCGACGAUGAUAUCUUCUUGACCGACAAUGUGACUCCAAAGAAGCAUUGGCGGACAUUAUCUCACUUCAAUUGCUCAAUAAUCGAUAGCGAUAGCGAUAGUGAGUCUUGUUGCCUUGGAAUCUUUGAAGAAGAGGAGACAGACGACGAAGAAGUGGUCAUGAUUGAAGACGGCGAGACGGUCUCCAAGGAAGAAAAUCAUUACAUGAAGACUGCUCUCCAAUCCAAGACCUCAGGGGCUACUGAGUCACAACCUAUUCUCGAAACGGAUGUUCCACCAGCAAGCCUUGGGCUUCACGAUAACGACGUCAUUGCCCUAGGUCAGCACCAUAUUUGGAUGUGA
Messenger RNA from Letharia columbiana, 1329 nucleotides. RefSeq lists its product as uncharacterized. The transcript has 5 exons. NCBI's taxonomy places the organism in Eukaryota, Fungi, Ascomycota, Lecanoromycetes, Lecanorales, Parmeliaceae. The record is from RefSeq and is a predicted model, not a curated record. The coding region runs from base 1 to 1329 and encodes 442 amino acids.